This is a messenger RNA of Ricinus communis (castor bean), 2276 nucleotides long. RefSeq names its product probable galacturonosyltransferase 15. Lineage: Eukaryota; Viridiplantae; Streptophyta; Magnoliopsida; Malpighiales; Euphorbiaceae. Gene Ontology annotation, molecular function: polygalacturonate 4-alpha-galacturonosyltransferase activity. The transcript has 7 exons. The coding region runs from base 354 to 1961 and encodes 535 amino acids. The record is from RefSeq and is a predicted model, not a curated record.
GCUUUUCUCUCUCUGUCCCAUUUUUAUUUUUACAUUAAGAGAAAAAAAAAACAGAAACUAUUUUUGUUUUGUUUCGCCAACUAGAAUUUUGUGACAGUAGCUCAGCGUGAUCCCAUCUUCCACUACUUACUCUCCCUGAUUCUAUCUCACUUAUUCACUCUCUUUCACUCCACAGCAACAGAAGUCAAGCUCGUGAUAGAAUUGUUCUGGGUCCUUUUUUUUUUUUCUUUCUUUUCUCCUUUUUAUGAUGUGAUGCUCAGAGUAAAGAAUGGGGAUACUGUUUGUUAGAAUCUUGUGAUGGAAUUGGAGGUGAAGUGCGAGAAAGUAGCAUGGGGAAGUGGUAGAUAAUCGAGAUGAAGUUUUAUAUAUCGACGACUGGGAUUAAAAGAGUUACGAUAUCAAACCCUGGUUGUGGCGGAGGAGGAGGAGGGAAAGGAUCAUCGAUUAAGGUGGCGGCCGGUCGCCGGAUAUCUGGCCGGACAUUAUUGCCGGUUUUGCUGGUUCUUGCAAUCGUUUUGCCCUUUCUUUUCGUUAGAAUUGCGUUUUUGGUGCUUGAGUCUGCCUCUGCUUGCAAUUCUUCUGUAGACUGCAGGCCAUGGAGAUUUUUCGGCGGGAGUGACACAUCAAUGAAGCUGAGAGAAGAGCUGACAAGAGCGUUGUUGGAGGCAAAGGAGAGUGGCAUUGAUGAUGAAAAAAUGGAUGAUUCAACAGCAUCAUUCAACGAGCUUGUGAAGGAAAUGACGUCUACCAGGCAAGACAUAAAGGCUUUUGCUUUCAGGACUAAGGCCAUGCUAUCGAAAAUGGAACACAAGGUGCAGUUAGCCAGACAGCGAGAAUCGAUUUUCUGGCAUUUAGCUUCACAUGGCAUUCCAAAAAGCUUACAUUGCCUUUGCCUCAAAUUGUCUGAGGAGUAUGCAGUAAAUGCAAUAGCUAGAUCUCGUUUACCUCCACCUGAAUAUGUUUCUCGCUUGGCAGACCCUUCCUUUCAUCAUGUUGUUCUCAUAACUGAUAAUGUACUUGCUGCCUCCGUUGUCAUCUCUUCUACAGUCCAAAAUUCACUGAGCCCUGAAAAGUUGGUGUUCCACAUAAUCACUGACAAGAAAACAUAUACUCCCAUGCAUGCAUGGUUUGCUAUUAAUACUAUUAAAUCAGCAGCUGUGGAAAUUAAGGGAUUGCACCAAUAUGACUGGUCCGAGGAAGUGAACAUUGGAGUUAAAGAGAUGUUAGAGACCCAUCGCCUUAUUUGGAGCCAUUACUACACCAAUAUGAAAGAAGAAGACUUUCUACAUGAGGGAGAGCACAAAAGAAGUUUGGAGGCUUUAAGCCCUAGCUGUCUUUCCCUUUUGAAUCAUCUCCGAAUUUAUCUCCCUGAGCUGUUUCCAGAUCUCAACAAGAUAGUAUUCUUGGAUGAUGAUGUAGUGGUGCAACAUGAUAUAUCAUCUUUGUGGGAAAUGGAUCUCAAUGAGAAAGUUGUUGGUGCUGUUGUUGAUUCAUGGUGUGGUGAAAACUGCUGCCCAGCAAGAAGAUAUAAAGAUUAUUUGAAUUUUUCUCACUCAAUAAUUUCAUCCAACUUGGAUCCUGAACGUUGUGCUUGGCUUUAUGGCAUGAAUGUGUUUGAUCUUGACACUUGGAGGAGAGCCAAUAUCACUAGAAAUUACCAUAAAUGGUUGAAACAUAGCCGCAAAUCUGGACUAGAUUUAUGGCAACCAGGGGUGCUUCCACCAGCCUUGCUUGCUUUUGAGGGUCAUGUGCAUCCUAUUGACCCUUCGUGGCAUCUGGCUGGACUUGGUCGUAAGCCCCCAGAAGUUCGCAGAGAGAUCUUGGAAACUGCUGCUAUUUUACAUUUUAAUGGACCUGCAAAACCCUGGCUUGAGAUUGGGUUCCCAGAGGUACAAAGCUUAUGGAUUAAACAUGUAAAUUUCUCAAAUGAAUUUAUUAGGAAAUGUAGAAUUGCCGGGUGAAGAGGACGAAGUGCUCUCACCCCUCUCAUUUUGAUCUAAAAAAUCAAACCGGUGACAUAGCAUGAGCCCCAGAGGGAAGAAGGUUUUGCCUUCAGUCUCUGCUUACACUGCUCUCCACAAUAUGGUAGUGGUUAUUUCUUGUCCAUAAUACAAUAUAGCUGAAGGUACCACGCAGUACACUAUAGGUCAAGUUCUUCAACCUAAAAGAGAGAACGAUCAUGGAUUUUAGCCUUUUGACAUAUAUUGUAUAUUAAUUUUUAACCAGGUGAUUCAAAUCAGUUAAAUCAAUUGUGGAUAUUAUUAUUAUUAUUAUUA